AUGGCCAUUUAUAUAUUCAACAAGUUCAAAGAUGACAAAGGUUAUUUCAAGCAAUCCAAUGAUGUUCGAGGCAUCCUAGGUCUCUAUGAAGCAGCCCAUCUAGCGGUGCAUGGAGAAGAUAUUCUUGACGAGGCCCUUGCUUUAACAACCAUCCACCUCAAGUCCAUGGCAACUAGUCCAGACUGUCCACUAGCAGCAAAAGUUUCUCAUGCCCUAAAGCAGCCCAUCAGAAGGGGCGUUCCAAGACUGGAGAGCAGGCGCUACAUUUCUAUCUAUCAGGACGAGCCGUCAUGUAACAAAACUUUACUAAGGCUUGCAAAGUUGAAUUUCAAUCUCGUGCAAGAAUUACAUAAAGAAGAGCUUGCAGAAAUUACAAGGUGGUGGAAGGGUUUGGACUUUGCUAGAAGGCUUCCUUUUGCAAGGGACAGGGUGGUCGAGUGCUUCUUUUGGAUAGUAGGUGUUUAUUUUGAGCCUCAGUACUCCCUCGCCAGGAAAAUACUUACCAAAGUAAUAGCCAUGACAUCGAUUAUUGAUGACAUCUAUGAUGUUUAUGGCACCCUUGAAGAGCUGAAACUUUUCACAGGAGCAAUUGACAGGUGGGAUACUAAAAGCUUGGACCAGCUUCCAGAUUACAUGAAAAUAUGUUAUGAGGCACUAUUGAAUGUUUAUAGUGAAAUUGAGGAAAAAGUGGCGAAGGAGGGAUGGUCCUGCAGAGUCCACUAUGGAAAAGCAGCAGUGGCUCUAGUAACGACUGGUUAUUGCAUGAUCGCAACCGUGUCUUUCAUUGGCAUGGCCGACAUGGUGACCGAGCAAGCAUUUGACUGGGUAUUCAAUCGCCCUAAACUUGUUAGAGCCUCAGAAACAAUUUGCAGACUCAUGGAUGAUUUAAAAUCACAUAAGUUUGAACAAGAGAGAGGACAUGCUGCCUCAGGAAUUGAAUGUUACAUAAGGCAAUAUGGUCUCUCGGAACAGGAAGUGUAUGAAGAGUUUCACAUGCAAGUCGUCAACGCUUGGAAGGAUAUAAAUGAAGAGUGUCUCAAACCUACCGCUGUGCCAAUGCCUCUGCUUGAGCGCAUUCUCAAUCUUUCGAGAGUCAUGGAUGUCAUUUACAAGGAGGAAGAUGGGUAUACCCAUGUUGGAAAAGUAAUGAAAAAUAAUGUUGCGUCAUUGCUUAUAGAUUCAGUGCCAACAUAACUGCUAGGUUGCGGUUACAAUGGAAACAAAUGCCUGCCGGUUAUAGCCCCAUGCUAAUGAGGAGCAAAGGAGACUUUCUACUACAAUAAGGAUGCUUAUUUU
Molecule: messenger RNA, 1296 nt
Organism: Populus euphratica (Euphrates poplar)
Lineage: Eukaryota; Viridiplantae; Streptophyta; Magnoliopsida; Malpighiales; Salicaceae
Product: (-)-germacrene D synthase-like
Exons: 6
Coding region: 1-1194 (397 amino acids)
Biological process (GO): diterpenoid biosynthetic process
Molecular function (GO): terpene synthase activity; magnesium ion binding
Source: RefSeq, a predicted model, not a curated record